Messenger RNA from Prunus mume (Japanese apricot), 1230 nucleotides. It is a transcript of the gene VND7, whose product is annotated as vascular related NAC-domain protein 7. Gene Ontology annotation, biological process: regulation of DNA-templated transcription. The record is from RefSeq and is a predicted model, not a curated record. NCBI's taxonomy places the organism in Eukaryota, Viridiplantae, Streptophyta, Magnoliopsida, Rosales, Rosaceae. Gene Ontology annotation, molecular function: DNA binding.
CACAUGGAGUCUUGUGUUCCACCAGGUUUUAGGUUUCACCCGACAGAAGAAGAACUUGUGGGUUACUACCUGAAAAGAAAGAUCAACUCACUACAAAUUGAUCUAGACGUCAUUAUUGACAUUGACCUGUACAAAAUUGAACCAUGGGACAUACAAGCAAGAUGCAAGCUAGGUUACAGUGAACAGAAUGAGUGGUACUUCUUCAGUCACAAAGACAAGAAGUACCCGACUGGAACUCGGACAAAUAGAGCCACGGCUGCCGGAUUCUGGAAGGCAACAGGAAGGGACAAGGCAGUGCUUUCAAAGAACAACAUUAUAGGAAUGAGGAAAACCCUUGUGUUCUACAAGGGACGAGCACCUAAUGGGAACAAAACUGACUGGAUCAUGCAUGAAUAUCGCCUCCAAACAUCUGAACAUGCACCCCCUCAGGAAGAAGGAUGGGUUGUAUGCCGGGCAUUCAAGAAGCCAAGCCCUAGCCACAGGCAAGGUUUUGAAGCAUUGAAGCAUGCUUACUAUAUCAGAGAACAUAACAGCCAUGCUUCAUCCUCAAAUUUUGGGAGUGAGAUGCAUAUGGUGAACCCGAGCCUAGGUUUUCAAUAUCAAUCCUUUGGUUUGGAUCAGCAAGAUCAUCUCAUUUCAAACCAUAUUUUCAUGGGCAACCAACUCACAGAACUUCCUCAACUAGAGAGCCCAAGCAUUUCAACAAGCUUGGCCAACAAACAAGGUGUGCAUGAGCAGCAAAACAAUAAUAUAACCACUGAACACUAUGACGACCAAAGGAGCAACAUGAAUAGCAGUGAUCAGCACAUGGACUGGAGAAAUUUGGACAGCUUACUUGAAGUGCCAUUGAUACCCCAAAAUUAUGAGCAAGAAGCUCAAAACCACCAUCUUCUUGGAUGCUUUCCUGACUUGUAACGAGAAGAUCCAUGGUCUCAUCAGCAAAUUCUUGAUAAGUUGAUGGAUCAAUCUAUUUUCUUUUUUCUUUUUUCUUUAAAAAAAAAAAAAAGAGAAAAGAAAUACAUGUAUGUAUUUAUGUAAGCUGAUGAAUUCAUCCUCCUAAUAAUCCAACCCAUGUCUAGUCUCUAGACAAGGUUAAAGCUGUACGUCGAAUUGCUUGGGCCUCAGUUUUACUAUGGGGCAAAUAUGGCUGGAGGUGGAUUAAUGGGCAUUGAAUAUGAGCCCAGCCACCGCUACUUCUCAUCUGCCCCCUUAAAUACCCUUUUCGGCUGC